CCUCACACACGCGAAAGGAGAAAGUCGGAUUUUGCGCUCUUGCUUGUUUCUGGAUUUAAAAGUCAUCAUGAGACUGACCCUUAUUUUGGCCCUGGCUUUGGUGGUGGCUGCGGCGUCGGGCCUUCCGCAGGGGUGCCGCAACCCGCGCGGCUGCCGCAGUGUUAGGCCGACCGGCAGGCCCUUCCGAGCCCCCGUGGGCGCCCUCAGGUCCCCCGCGAGACCUCCCAGGACCCAGGCGGCGGCAGUGAGACGCCCCGCGAAGAGGCCAACGCCCGCCGCUGCUCCUGCCGCGGCGCCGUCGGCGGAGCUGGCCGCGGCGCCCCUGAGCGAGGACCAGUUCGACGUGAAGCCGCAGGUGGGCGUGGACGGGUGGCUGGCGUCGCCGAAGAGGACGACACAGCCGGCCAUCGAGGCCAGGACGGAGCCGCCCUCCAAGGCCGACAAGCCCGGCAGCUGCGACACGCCCAAGGGCUUCGGGAUCAAGUGCAUGACGCGGCUGGACCAGUGCACGAAGGACCACGAGUGCCCCGGGUCCACCAAGUGCUGCAUGGUCGGGGAGUGCGGAUACCUCUGCGUCAAGCCGAAGCUGACCUCCAGCGAACCGAAGGAGGCGGCGAAGGAAGACCCGAAGAGCGAGGCGAAGAAGAACAAAGAGAAGGACGAGGAAGAAGAACAGAAGAACGAAGGAGAAGGAGAAGGAGAAGAAGAAGGAGAGGACCAGAGGAACGGAGAAGAACAAGAGGGAGAGAGGACGACGACCCUGUCUCCUCCUGAAGGUGGAUCGGAAGAGAGACAGAACGGAAGCAACGAAAAGGUGGAAGGGAGAGAACAGAUCGGCGAAGAAAGCGAAGAAGGAGAAGAGGCAACAACGGAGAAGACAGACGUUGAUCAGAAGGAGAAAUCGGGAGAAGAGGAAGAAAAGGAAGUGAAGGAAGGAGAGAUUGAGGGUAAAGAGGAAGGGAAAGAAGGGGAAAAAGAAGAAACAGAGAACCAGAAGGCAGCGGAGGACGUGACCACGACAGCGCCUUCAGAAGGAGAGGAAGCGACGGAGGCACCGAGCCAGGAGGAGGAAAAGGAGGAGGAAAAGGAGGAGGAAAAGGAAGGGGAAAAGGCGUAAAGGAAUAGAUACAAUCAAAAAAUUUACGCCCCGUUUUCUUGUUAACUAAUGCUGUUCGUUUCAUCCUGUUGUAAGUGUAUGUUCGCUGUUUAAUUCAUAACGUUUUCGAAGCUAAGGAAACAUACAGACACACACACACACACACACACACACACACACACACACACACACACACACACACACACACACACACACACACACACACACACACACAACCCCCUUCCCGCCCACCCCACACACAACCCCCCACUCCCCCACACAACACCCCCACCCCACCCCCACCCUCCCACACAUCCCUCCCCUACAAUAAAAAAACAAAAACAAAAUAAAAAACAAAAACAAAAGCAAAACCACACCCUCAACAUUCCUUUCAAAAAAUGGCUACUUCCUCAGGAGAGAGAAGGCAGGUCCUCCUUGUCUCCUAAGCUCAGGCAUUCUUUUGGCACUCGAUGGACGCGAGGCACUCUCUGGACUUCAAAUGUUAACCACAAUUUUUGCUGUAAAUAUAUAUAUUUUCUUGGCCGUUUUUUAUUUUUUUUUUGGCCCUAAUAAACUAUUGUUUAAAAUGA
Molecule: messenger RNA, 1686 nt
Organism: Penaeus indicus
Lineage: Eukaryota; Metazoa; Arthropoda; Malacostraca; Decapoda; Penaeidae
Product: protein ENDO16-like
Exons: 5
Coding region: 68-1117 (349 amino acids)
Cellular component (GO): extracellular region
Molecular function (GO): peptidase inhibitor activity
Source: RefSeq, a predicted model, not a curated record